Molecule: messenger RNA, 1750 nt
Organism: Populus nigra (black poplar)
Lineage: Eukaryota; Viridiplantae; Streptophyta; Magnoliopsida; Malpighiales; Salicaceae
Exons: 5
Coding region: 103-1542 (479 amino acids)
Biological process (GO): peptidyl-lysine monomethylation
Molecular function (GO): protein-lysine N-methyltransferase activity; protein binding
Source: RefSeq, a predicted model, not a curated record
AAAAUUUACUGGGUUUUUGUUUUAAUUUCUUCUUCCGUCAAGUUCUACUCCGCGGGCGGCUUCACUUCAGUGUAGCCUAGCUUGAGGUUGAGGAUUCCAAUCAUGGCUGUUUCAAAGUUUGUAAUGGCCUCGCUAACCAAUUGCCGUCCACUAACAUGCGCUGCCACGGCCACAGCCUCAUCCUAUCAAGAGCGUCUGGUCCCACACCCACCAGACCUGAUCAAAUGGGUGAGGCGCGAAGGUGGGUUCGUGCACCAGGCCAUUAAAAUAUCCCAAGAUGGAACCAAUGGUCUUGGUUUAAUUGCCUCUCAUGAUAUCCCAAAAGGGUCUCAGCUUAUUGUCCUUCCUGAUAACAUACCCUUAAAAUUUGGAGAUGAAGAUGGAGUUGAUGAGGCACAUUCUGUUUUGGUUAAACUGGCCCAAAAAGUUCCUGAUGAACUGUGGGCAAUGAAAUUGGGUUUGAAGCUUCUUCAAGAAAGAGCAAGGGUCAACUCCUUCUGGUGGCCAUACAUCAGCAACCUGCCGCAAACUUAUAGCGUGCCCAUAUUUUUUCAAGGGGAGGAUAUAAAGAACUUGCAGUAUGCUCCUCUUCUAUACCAGGUGAAUAGAAGAUGCAGGUUUCUUCUUGAUUUUGAACAAGAAGUCAAGCGUGCUGUUGAAAACCUGAAACAAAAUGAUCAUCCUUUUGACAGGCAAGAUGUAGAUGCAUCCUCUCUUGGGUGGUCAAUGUCAGCAGUCUCAUCCAGGGCAUUUCGUUUAUAUGGAAAAAAGCUCCCAGAUGGAACCUGCAUUGAUGCCCCCAUGAUGCUUCCUCUCAUCGACAUGUGCAACCAUGCCUUCAAUCCAAAUGCACAAAUUAUUCAAGAACAAGAUGCAGGGAGUGCAAAGAUGCUUAUAAAGGCUGUGGCAGAAACACCAAUCAAACAAAACGAUGCCAUACUACUGAAUUAUGGUUGCUUGAACAAUGAUCUUUUCCUAUUGGAUUAUGGAUUUGUGAUACCUUCAAACCCUUAUGAUUGCAUUGAGCUCAAAUAUGAUGGAGCUUUUCUGGAUGCUGCAAGUGUUGCUGCUGGGGUAUCUUCACCUAAGUUCUCUUCACCAGCUCCAUGGCAACGACAGUUUUUAUCCCAGUUAAAUUUAGACGGUGAAGCUGCAAAUCUCAAGGUGACAUUAGGAGGUCAAGAAUUGGUAGAUGGACGGUUGUUGGCAGCCCUUAGAGUACUGCAGGCAAGUGACAUGGAAAUGGUGCGUAAGCAUGAUAUGGACACUCUCAAAUCUUUAUCAGCUGAUGCUCCUCUCGGAAUUGCAAAUGAAGUAGCUGCUUAUCGCACCAUUAUUGCAUUAUGUGUGAUCGCACUUGAGCACUUCCCUACCAAAAUAAUGGAAGACGAAUCCUCAUUGAGACAAGGUGUUUCAGCUUCCACUGAACUGGCCAUCCAGUUUAGAAUCCAUAAGAAAUCUGUCAUUGUAGAUGUGAUGAGAGAUCUAACAAGAAGAGCUAAAUCACUUUUGUCCAAGGACACAACGGCUUGUCAAGGCUAAUUUGUAAAGGGAGGGGAGUCAUUUUAAGUUUUAACUACGUCUUAUUCGUUCUUGGGCUCAUAUUCCAAUAUAGCAAUUAACAAUGUAUGCUACCAUACGGAUUGGUGACUGUCACAUUUAUUUACAAAAUUCUAUUUGGGAUGGCGUCCGUAUCUCUCCUUGAUACUGAGUGGGGGGAGCGGCGGUUGUCUCUAGUUGCAUUAUGCUA